Caenorhabditis elegans is the source of this 973-nucleotide messenger RNA. It is a transcript of the gene sut-6, whose product is annotated as FHA domain-containing protein. The coding region runs from base 4 to 912 and encodes 302 amino acids. The transcript has 5 exons. The record is from RefSeq and is marked reviewed. NCBI's taxonomy places the organism in Eukaryota, Metazoa, Nematoda, Chromadorea, Rhabditida, Rhabditidae. Gene Ontology annotation, biological process: animal gross anatomical part developmental process.
AAAAUGGAAGAAAUUGAUGAUAAAAGCAAAUUUAAAGUUCCCUCUUGGGCUGCCAAACCUCCAAACGGUGCUCAUUUAGAUGUACAGAAAGGAGAUGCAUUGAUUCAGAAACUAUUGAUUGAUGACAAGAAAGCGUAUUAUUUCGGGAGAAAUAAUAAACAGGUUGAUUUCGCUGUUGAGCAUGCUUCUUGCUCCCGAGUACACGCACUUCUCCUUUAUCACGGUCUAUUGCAACGAUUCGCACUUAUAGAUAUGGAUAGCAGUCACGGUACAUUCCUUGGAAACGUGAGACUUCGUCCACUUGAGGUUGUAUUUAUGGAUCCAGGAACACAAUUUCAUCUCGGCGCGUCUACAAGAAAAUAUUCAGUUCGUUUGAAAACUGAGCACCACGUGGAAGACGAUCCAACUGUUGCUGCUUCUGACGAGCAAUUAGAUCACCAAACUUCCUACAACACUGCUCAAAAUCGUCGUAUUCCACAACUUCCGAUAUCUGUCGAAGAAGCUCGACGAAAGAAACGACCACGUGGAAAUGUUGCUUUCCUUGAAGAAGAAGAAGUUAUCAAUCCGGAAGAUGUUGAUCCAUCAGUUGGACGAUUCCGAAAUCUUGUGACAACUGCAAUUAUAUCAACAAAUCCGAAUAAACGACCAGGAGAUCCAAAAAGAUCGGAACCACCGAGAAAGAUUGUCCGCCCGGGUCGUGAAUUGAUGUCUGCACCGCUUUCUUCAACUUUUGGACCAAUGGCUUUGAAUGCUGCACCAGAUCUCGAAUUAUAUGGGAAAUUGCUUCCCGAGCCAGGACAUCAUCAAUAUGUUACAUCGACUGCAACUGAAGAUGAAGCUGAUGAUCAUCACAAGAAAAGAUAUGCAAAGGAAGCGUGGCCAGGAAGGAAGCCUGGAGCUGGCAUUUUUUAAACUUUAAUAUUUACAUUUUAUAAGCUUAAUAAGCUGAAUAUCGGAUAAAAUUCACAAUUGA